Molecule: messenger RNA, 330 nt
Organism: Geodia barretti
Lineage: Eukaryota; Metazoa; Porifera; Demospongiae; Tetractinellida; Geodiidae
Source: the annotation of a GenBank genome assembly
AUGAACCCCCAGUCGUGGCUCUGUCCACCUUCCACACCAUUCUCGCCAACUCUCCCGCUCAUCACAAACUCACCGUCACACUUACCAACCCUCAAGACCCCGCCUCCUCAGAAAACAUUUCUCUUUUGGACCGACCUCGGCCUGCCAGACGAGAUAUCACUCCUGAUUUCCGACAACAGGACUGUACUAGAACUGAGCGGUGCAGCUUCUGCAGAAAUCUACAGCUCGGCCUUGUCUAGUGUGGUCUAUCAGAACUCCAAGCUGGCCAAUAUCAUUGAGAAUCAACCAGACCUCACACCAAGGCAAGGAACUUGGGAUCAAGACAAAUAG